Molecule: messenger RNA, 5906 nt
Organism: Anthonomus grandis grandis
Lineage: Eukaryota; Metazoa; Arthropoda; Insecta; Coleoptera; Curculionidae
Exons: 31
Coding region: 84-5402 (1772 amino acids)
Biological process (GO): lipid transport; transmembrane transport
Cellular component (GO): membrane; intracellular membrane-bounded organelle
Molecular function (GO): ABC-type transporter activity; ATP binding; ATP hydrolysis activity
Source: RefSeq, a predicted model, not a curated record
CCUCAACCGCUUGGAAAUAUUACUCACCUGACUUAUUUAUGAUCUUGACAGUCGAUGGUCAAGCGAUUUUAUAGCGAUGUUCAAUGAUUCGUGGUUCUCAGAGGAAGAUUCCAGUCAAAAAAGUGGGCAAAGAUGAAAAUCACCUAACUUUCCCUCCCUCCUUGUCGCACCACAUUAAAAAGAGCCGCCAAAUAAUGAACGAGCAAACAAAAACGAGGGUGUACUUCGCUCAACUGAAAGCGAUGCUAAAAAGGAACCUGUUGCUAAAGAAACGCGAUAAACGGAGGACAUUGGCGGAGGUGCUUCUACCAAUUUACACCCUGGGGGUCCUGUAUCUCAUAAAAGUGGCGGUACCGAACCCGAACUUUCCGGAAAUCAACCAGCCAAGGGGAGCUGCCGAAUUGAUAGCGAAUUUUAGGAACACCACGCAUACAAUAGCGGUGGUACCGAAUAACAAAUCGGUCCAGGACUUUUUAAGGACAGUGGACGUACUGUGGGACGACAUCAAUUUGAAGCAGAACUUUCGGGUGCAACCUAUCGCCUGGGUGGUGUAUCCUACGGUCGAGGAUCUGCUCACGUCAUACGGUUUGGAACCCAACAACAUCGCCCUGGCUGUGGUUUUCCAGAAUCCCGAUCCGAUUAAUGGUUCUUUGAGUUACGUAAUACGCACCAACCCGAACCUGUUCAGUACUCCUUCGACCACCCAACUCUUGGGCUCACCGGCAAGUUGCAGGGAGUACAACUCCUUCUGGCAAAACGUCCCCGGAGUACCCACUCCGGUACUACCGGAGGGUUUGGAGGUAGGCGACAGUUGUCCAGUGAAUCAGUAUUACUACUCCGGUUUCCUCGCUUUACAAGCCCUAUUGGACUGGACCAAAAUCCGGCUCGAUGCAGGAAUUGAGACCCUCGAGGUCCCUAAGAUCCUACUGGAGAUGUUCCCCAAAUCUUCUUAUACAGGAACCUGGAUGGUCGUGGUGCGUGUCCUAAUACCGCUCUACACCGUUAUAGCUCUAUCGCAGUUCAUCACUUACCUUCUUAUAUUAAUAGUGGGAGAGAAGGAGACGAAAAUCAAAGAGGGGAUGAAAAUUAUGGGUCUAUAUGACUCGGUUUUUUGGUUAUCGUGGUUUAUAAUCUACGCGUUAUUCAUGCUGUUACUGACAAUAAUCUGUUGCACCCUACUGUUCGCCUUGAACAUAUUCACCAACACCAGUUUCGUUAUGGUGUUCAUGCUGAUCUUCAUGUACUGCUUGAGCAUUAUCAUGUUCGGGUUUAUGCUCACUCCGUUCUUCGAUAAGGCCAGGACCGCAGGCAUUUUGGGAAACUUCGCAGUGACCGUACUAAGUCUGCUCUACUUCAUUCAAGUGUUCGUGAGAGACUCGAGUUCGAUAGCCCUCUGGAUUGUGUCCUUAAUUAGCCCGGCUGGAUUCGCUUUGGCUAUGGAUAAGGCACUUUUAAUGGAUCUGGCAGGCGAGGGAGUGAAUCUAUCCAACGUUUGGGACGGUCCCGACAUGCCUUUCGGCGGUAGCCUAAUUAUGAUGGCCGUAGAUGUGGUCCUUUAUGGAUCUGUUGCUUAUUACCUGGAUUGCGUUAUACCAAGUGAACAUGGUGUUAAACGUUCGAUAUUCUUCUGUUUCAACCCGUUGUUUUGGUGCAAAACCAAACCCGCCGAUAAGAUCCCACUGACCAACGGAUCCCUCGGAUCCCUGAACACCGAAGAGGAGAUGGCGGCGGACUUCGAAGGGGUCCCGAGGGAAAUGAAGGAGCGCGAGGCCAUCAAGAUCGUGGACCUCUGUAAGAGUUUCAAGAGUUGUCGUAGACCGGAGAUCAAGGCAAUAAACGGCAUUAAUUUGACGAUUUACCAGGGACAUAUUACCGCCAUCCUGGGUCAUAACGGUGCGGGGAAAACGACCCUUUUUAACAUUCUGACCGGGUUGACGGCACCGUCGUCCGGCACCGCUUAUAUAUUCGGUUAUGACGUGCGGAAUCAAAAUGACAUGGACCAGGUGCGUAGGAUGACCGGGGUAUGUCCGCAGCACGACAUUCUGUUCGAUAAUUUGUCGCCGAGGGAGCAUCUUGAGUUUUUCGCCAACGUCAAGGGACUUGCGUCAUCGAAAAUAGAGGAAGAAAUCAAAAGGACCCUUCAGGAUGUCGCCCUAAUGGAUAAAGCCGACACCCCCGCCAAGUAUUUAAGUGGAGGGCAAAAGCGUAAGCUAUCAGUAGGCAUAGCCGUCAUAGGAGACCCUAAGAUAAUUAUCCUUGACGAACCUACUGCUGGGGUGGACCCGUUGUCCAGGAGACACAUGUGGAACAUCUUGCAAAACAGGAGACAUGGAAAAGUCAUUUUGUUGACCACCCAUUUUAUGGAUGAAGCGGAUAUUUUGGCCGAUCGAAAAGCCGUUGUGUCCAAAGGGAGCAUACGGUGCUGCGGGAGUUCUUUGUUCCUCAAAAACAAGUUCGGGUGCGGGUACCAUCUGACGUUAGUACUUGACGGAAAUGCCAAAGAGCAAGCUAUAGCAAGACUAGUAACCCAUCAUGUACCUAAGGCAGAAAAAGCCCGCAGGCACGGUAGGGAACUGAGCUUCAUUCUACCACAUAAUGCAGUGGACAAUUUCGCCUCGCUAUUCGGAGCUAUUGAGCAAGAGAUCAAUAAUAAACACAGCAAACUCGGCAUUUCGAGUUAUGGCGUAUCGAUGACCACCUUGGAGGAAGUUUUCCUGCAUUUGGAGAAGGGUGAGGACGAACCCGACGAAGAGGUGGAGAAUUUGUCCAAGAAAAUCGUGAGAAAUCGAGCGUUGAGUCGCAGUUUGAGUCUACAAAGCAAAAGCACCAGUUAUCACAGUUUGCAGAAUGAAGGGUACAAUUUGAUGGCAAAUGGACAAGACCCUAAAGGUGGUGGAGACGUGACGGAAAUCGGAGUGCUAGAGGCGAUUUCCGAAACGAAAUCCCCGAUAUCGGGCAUCGGUUUGGAGAAAAUCGAGUGCAAACCGAACGUCUGUCAAGUGACGUGGGCCUUGAUCCGUUUGCGCACCUUAAGGAUGUUCCGGGACCUGCAGAAGUUGUAUUUCAUGAUUCUGUUGCCGCUACUUUGUGCCGCCUUAAGUUUGUACUUUAAUAAUUAUUUUCAAAAUACGGCCAGUACCAGUAAGGCCUUGGAAUUAGGCGGCACGACUUAUGGAAAUAUGACCACUUUGGCUAUUCAUAAUGUGGUGGGAGGGAGUGACGUGGAACGGUUUAUUGAUGAAUUGAACCACUUUGGAGUGCAAACCGACUGGUACAACGGCAAUUUUUCGACGUUACUUAAGGCUGCGCCCCAUUUAGGUGCCAUUGACGUGAACGGCUUUCAGGAUGGUGCUUACAAUUUUACUAUACUGUACAACGAUACCUUGCAGCAUAGCUUACCAGUGAUUCUGAAUAUUUUGAGUAACUCCAUUUAUAGACUAUUAACCCCAGAAAAAGCGAGAAACGGGUCCUUCGAACCCAUAAAAGUGAUGGCCCAACCCUUCCAGCAGACCAUCCAACCCGAAGGGGUAAAUAUCGCUUCGACCACUCAGACCAUAUUCGUGGGGAUGGUUUUCGUGAUGGUACCGGUCAGUUUAGCGAUCGAGCUGGUCUACGAUAGGGAGCUAAAAACCAAGAACCAGUUAAGAGUAAACGGCCUUUCGACCACAAUGUACUUCGUAUCGUACUUCAUAGUGUUAAUAGUGCUGAUGUCGAUUAAAUGCGCGGUCCUAGUGAUCAUGAUGGUCCUGUUUGACAUACCGGCAUUGAAAGCUUGGCCUGCCAUAGUGGUCUUUAGUGUCCUGAUAUUCAUUUAUUGUCCCUCCUCGAUUUUAAGCUGCACCUGCUUAAGUUACAUUUUUGACAAGACCGAUUCUGCGCAGUCGAUCCUGCCUAACAUCGCUACUUUCGUGGGUUGGAUCCCGUUUGUUAUAGUGGUCAUUUUGGAUGUUAUGAGUGUCGGUAAAGCUCUUGCUCUGGUGCUGCACUGCAUCUUUUCGAUCACCAACACCAUGUACAUCCCUUACUCGAUCCUUUAUUACAUCCAAAGGGUGUAUUUGUUGUGUAGCGUGAAUAUGGCCUGCGAGAAAUUGACCCUUACCAGCUACCUCACUACUGAAAUUGGCAUUUUAUUGGUGGGGAUGAUCGUCAAUAUACCUUUCUGGUUUGUCAUGCUAAGGAUCGUGGAUAUUACUAAAAGUGGAGGGAGAGCCAGGGACGCCUUUAAUUUCCUAAGAAAGGACAAUACCCCAAACGAGGUGCUAGAAGUCGGAGAACCCGAGGGUGGAAACGAGGAUCGAGACGUCAAGUCCGAACGUGAGAAAGUGAAGACGUUGGCGAGGGCCAAAAGCCUGAAGAAUCCACCGGUGGUGAUGGUCCAGGACCUACAUAAGGAGUAUAAGACGAAGCAAUCGUGUUGCUCCACGUGUAUUAAAGGAGACGAAAAUGAGGAAAAGGUGAAGGUGGCGGUCAAAUCGUUAUCGUUGGCCGUUUACGCCGGAGAAGUGUUCGGACUGUUGGGACAUAACGGGGCCGGAAAAACGACAACGAUGAAGAUCAUUACGGCCGAAGAAGCACCGACCAGAGGAAAGGUCUUCAUUGGAGGUCAAACGAUUACAUCGAACCUAAACUCAGCGUUCCAAUUGCUCGGUUACUGUCCCCAGCACGACGCCUUAUGGAAAAACAUCACCGUGCGCGAACAUUUGGAAACUUACGCAGCGAUCCGAGGAGUACCGCAUCAAGAGAUCGACAAGAUCGUCAACGCGUACAUAAAUGGCCUACAAAUUCAGGAGCACGCGGACAAACAAGUGAAAAUGUGCUCGGGAGGUACGAAGAGGAAACUGAGUUUCGCCAUGUCCAUGGUGGGAAACCCGAAAAUCGUCCUGUUGGAUGAGCCGAGUACUGGCAUGGACCCUAGAAGUAAACGGUUCCUGUGGGACACUAUAUUGGCCAGUUUUCAGGGUUCAAAGGGUGCCAUCCUGACCACACACUCCAUGGAAGAAGCGGACGCCUUAUGUUCAAGGGUCGGCAUAACUGUUAAGGGAGAACUGAGGUGUUUGGGUUCCACUCAACAUUUAAAAAACCUCUACGGCGCAGGUUACACCUUAGAAAUGAAACUUAAAGUGGGCGAAUCGGGUCAAAGUUCGCAUUCCGCCGAUUUACAUCAGGAAGUGAAGGAUUUCGUCGCAGGCAUAUUUCAAGAUACCACCCUGGAGGAGUCGUUUGUUGAUCGAUUAGUCUUUAGUGUGCCUCAACAAAGUGUUCCGUCAUUGGCUAAUUGCUUUAGACAACUAGAGAAAGCCAAAGUUGAGCUUAACAUCGAGGAGUACAGCUUCAGCCAAACCACCCUGGAACAGGUUUUCCUGAAGUUCGCCCAGUACGACGAGGUGAAGGAAGAACAAUAAAGUCCGGAACAGAAGAAAUCGAUUAUUUUUAUAUUUUUCAUUUAGUUAAUACGUAGCGUUUUGUACAUAUUAUGACCUUAAACCGUAUAAUUAAUAUUGACUUAACAACAAGCGAAAACCUUGACAAAUUUAGGUGUAGAUUUAGGGUAAUAAACGUGCAUUUCUUACAAAAAAAAAAUUCUACACAGUAAAAGCUUGCUUAGGUUACAAUAAACGGGGCAAACAAAGUUCGGAAAACACAGGGUGAAUAAAUAUGGAUAUUUGCUCUGCAAUCGAUUUUACAACAUAUACACCGAGGACAAGAAAAGGCUCCUAAGGCACCCGUGAAGGCAAUUGACCAGACGUGUAUACAGUCGAGUUUCUUCAUAAAGGACCCACAAUAAUUACGUUUAUUUUUUUGGCCUUUAUUGUUUAAAGCACUUAAAACAUAGGAAAGGAACUGUGUUAUUUAUUGAUUUGUUUACCAUUCAUCUUAUGCUUUUCCAAUAAAAUUUUAGUACCACA